Triticum turgidum subsp. durum (durum wheat) is the source of this 678-nucleotide messenger RNA. The record is from the annotation of a GenBank genome assembly. Lineage: Eukaryota; Viridiplantae; Streptophyta; Magnoliopsida; Poales; Poaceae.
AUGGGCACGGCAACUCUGACGACAGACCAAGAAGAGCUUCAGAAACGGAAACCGACCCAAGCGUCUCAGCUCCUCUGCCGCAGCGGCCCGCCGCGACGCAAGAUGGGGACAGACGCCCCCGCCCCCGCCCCGGCCGCGGCCGCCGGAGACGGCGACGCGGCCCGGAAGCGGCCGGGCGGGCAGGACGCGGCCGCGGGCGCCGACAGCAAGCGCCGCCGCGCGGAGCACCCCUCCUCCGGCUCCCGCGAGCGCCACGGCCAGCAGCCGCAGCCGCAGCCGCAGCGGCAGCAGAGGCCGGGGCGCCCCGGGGACGGGGGCAAGGGGAAGAGGGAGACGAUGCGGGCGUCGCACAUCCUGAUCAAGCACGAGGGGUCCCGGCGCAAGGCCUCGUGGCGGGACCCCGACGGCGUCGCCAUCUCCGCCACCACCCGCGACGACGCCGCCGACCUCGCCCGCGCCCUCCGCGACCAGAUCGCCGCCGGGGAGCUCCAGUUCGACGCCGCCGCCCGCGACAACUCCGACUGCAACUCCGCCAAGCGCGGCGGCGACCUCGGUCCAUUCGAGAAGGGCAAGAUGCAGAAGCCUUUCGAGAAGGCAGUGAUUGCUCUGAAGGUGGGGGACAUGAGCGACGUGGUUGACACUGAGAGCGGGGUGCACAUCAUCCUGAGGACCGGGUGA